Molecule: messenger RNA, 5958 nt
Organism: Herpailurus yagouaroundi (jaguarundi)
Lineage: Eukaryota; Metazoa; Chordata; Mammalia; Carnivora; Felidae
Gene: AGL
Product: amylo-alpha-1,6-glucosidase and 4-alpha-glucanotransferase
Exons: 34
Coding region: 363-4964 (1533 amino acids)
Biological process (GO): glycogen biosynthetic process; glycogen catabolic process
Molecular function (GO): 4-alpha-glucanotransferase activity; amylo-alpha-1,6-glucosidase activity
Source: RefSeq, a predicted model, not a curated record
GGCGUGUGGGGAACUUGAGGCCCGGUGGGUCGAGGGUCUUCUCCGGGACCAGCGCGAGGCGGAGUCACGGAGAAGUACUCUGCCAUUCACACAGCGGCUUUAUCCCUGGCCCGGCUGCCGCCGCCCCGCCCUUUGCCCUUCACGGCGCCCGGCCCUCCUUGUCUGGGGCUGCUUUUUGCGCCUGGGCAGCCUGCCUUUCCCCGUUUGCUUUCCUUCCCGUCUCCUCCCCCGACUCCAACACCAGAGUCGCGGGUCCUGCAGUGUCCCAGAAGCUGCACGUAUAACUUGCUCCGCGGGUAACUCAUUCGAUUUUGGAGUUCUUUUAAUUCUUCUGAAAGAUUUCAAAUCUUCUAAAAGCCAAAAUGGGACACAGUAAACAAAUUAGAAUUUUACUUCUGAACGAAAUGGAAAAGCUGGAAAAGACCCUCUUCAGACUUGAACAAGGGUUUGAACUACAGUUCCGACUAGGCCCCACUUUACAGGGAAAAGCAGUUACUGUAUUUACAAAUUACCCAUCUCCUGGAGAACCGUUUAAUCGAGAAAAAUUCCGUUCCCUGGAAUGGGAAAAUCCAACAGAAAGAGAAGAUGAUUCUGAUAAAUACUGUAAACUUAAUCUUCAGCAAGCUGGAUCAUUUCAGUAUUACUUCCUUCAAGGAAAUGAAAAAAGUGGUGGGGGUUACAUAGUUGUGGAUCCUAUUUUACAUGUUGGUGCUGACAAUCACGUGUUACCCUUGGACUGUGUUACUCUUCAGACAUUUUUAGCUAAGUGUAUGGGACCCUUUGAUGAAUGGGAAAGCAGACUUAGGGUUGCAAAAGAAUCAGGUUACAACAUGAUUCAUUUUACCCCUUUACAGACUCUUGGACUAUCUAGGUCAUGCUACUCCCUAGCUAACCAGUUAGAAUUCAGUCCUGACUUUUCAAGACCUAAUAAAAAGUAUACCUGGAAUGAUGUUGGACAGCUAGUGGAAAAAUUGAAAAAGGAAUGGAACAUUCUUUGUAUUACUGACGUUGUCUACAACCAUACUGCUGCUAAUAGUAAAUGGAUCCACGAACAUCCAGAAAGUGCAUAUAACCUUGUAAAUUCUCCACACUUAAAACCUGCCUGGGUCUUAGACAGAGCACUGUGGCAUUUAUCCUGUGACGUUGCAGAAGGGAAAUACAAAGAAAAAGGAGUACCUGCUUUGAUUGAAAAUGAUCAUCAAAUGAAUUGCAUUCGAAAGAUAAUUUGGGAGGAUAUUUUUCCAAGGAUUCAACUCUGGGAAUUUUUCCAAGUGGACGUUCACAAAGCAGUUGAGCAAUUUAGAGGACUUCUUACACAAGAAAAUAGGAAAAUAACAACCAAACCUGAUCCAAAGAAACACCUUAAGAUUAUUCAAGAUCCUGAAUACAGAAGGCUUGGCUGUACUGUAGAUAUGAACAUUGCACUAGCAACUUUCAUACCACAUGACAAUGGGCCAGCCGCAAUUAAUGAAUGCUGUAACUGGUUCUGCAAGAGAAUUGAGGAAUUAAAUUCAGAGAAGCACCAACUUGUGAACUAUCAUCAGGAACAGGCAGUUAAUUGCCUCUUGGGAAAUGUGUUUUAUGAACGACUGGCUGGCCAUGGUCCUAAACUAGGACCUGUCACUAGAAAACAUCCUUUAGUUACCAGAUAUUUUACUUUCCCAUUCGAAGAAAUGACCCUCUCCACAGAAGAAUCUAUGAUUCAUCACCCAAAUAAAGCUUGUUUUCUGAUGGCACAUAAUGGGUGGGUAAUGGGAGAUGAUCCCCUUCGAAACUUUGCUGAACCAGGUUCAGAUGUUUAUCUAAGGAGAGAACUUAUUUGCUGGGGAGACAGCGUCAAAUUACGCUAUGGGAAUAAACCAGACGACUGUCCUUUUCUCUGGGCACACAUGAAAAAAUACACUGAAAUAACUGCGACUUAUUUCCAGGGAGUGCGUCUUGAUAACUGCCACUCAACACCCCUUCACGUAGCUGAGUACAUGUUGGAUGCUGCUAGGAAAUUGCAACCCAAUUUGUAUGUAGUGGCUGAACUGUUCACGGGAAGCGAAGACCUGGACAAUGUCUUUGUUACUAGACUGGGCAUUAGUUCCCUAAUAAGAGAGGCAAUGAGUGCAUAUAAUAGCCAUGAAGAAGGGAGGUUAGUUUAUAGAUAUGGAGGAGAACCUGUUGGAUCCUUUGUUCAGCCUUGUCUGAGGCCUUUAAUGCCGGCUAUUGCACACGCCCUGUUUAUGGAUAUUACCCAUGAUAAUGAGUGUCCUAUUGUGCAUAGGUCAGAAUAUGAUGCUCUCCCGAGUACCACGAUUGUUUCUAUGGCAUGUUGUGCUAGUGGAAGUACUAAAGGCUAUGAUGAAUUAGUGCCUCAUCAGAUUUCAGUGGUUUCUGAAGAACGGUUUUAUACUAAGUGGAAUCCUGGAGCAUCGCCAUCAAAUACAGGUGAAGUUAAUUUCCAAAGUGGAAUUAUUGCAGCCAGAUGUGCUAUCAAUAAACUUCAUCAAGAGCUUGGGGCCAAGGGUUUCAUUCAGGUGUAUGUGGAUCAGGUUGAUGAAGACAUAGUGGCAGUAACAAGACAUUCGCCCAGUAUUCAUCAGUCUGUUGUGUCUGUGUCUAGAACUGCUUUCAGGAAUCCUAAGACCUCAUUUUACAGCAAGGAAGUACCUCAAAUGUGCAUCCCUGGCAAAAUUGAAGAAGUAGUUCUUGAAGCCAGAACUAUUGAGAGAAAUGCAAAACCUUAUCGGAAGGAUGAGAAUUUCAUCAAUGGAAUGCCAAAUAUCACAGUAGAAAUUAGAGAACAUAUUCAGCUUAGUGAAAGUAAAAUUGUUAAACAAGCUGGAGUUGCCACAAAAGGACCCAAUGAAUAUAUUCAAGAAAUAGAAUUUGAAAACUUGUCUCCGGGAAGUGUUAUUAUAUUCAGAGUUAGUCUUGAUCCACAUGCACAAGUCGCUGUUGGAAUUCUUCGAAAUCAUCUGACACAGUUCAGUCCUCACUUUAAAUCUGGAAGCCUUGCUGUUGACAACUCAGAUCCUAUAUUAAAAAUUCCUUUCGCUUUUAUUGCUUCUAAAUUAACUUUGGCUGAGCUGAAUCAGGUACUUUACCGAUGUGAAGCAGAAGAACAAGAAGAUGGUGGAGGCUGUUACGACAUCCCAAACUGGUCAUCUCUUAAAUAUGCAGGUCUUCAAGGAUUAAUGUCCGUCUUGGCAGAAAUAAGACCAAAGAAUGACUUGGGGCAUCCCUUCUGUGAUAAUUUGAGAUCUGGAGAUUGGAUGAUUGACUAUGUCAGUAACCGGCUUAUUUCACGGUCAGGAACUAUUGCUGAAGUUGGUAAAUGGUUGCAGGCUAUGUUCUUCUACCUGAAGCAGAUCCCACGUUAUCUUAUCCCAUGCUACUUUGAUGCUAUACUAAUCGGUGCAUACACCACUCUUCUGGAUAUAGCAUGGAAGCAGAUGUCAAGCUUUGUUCAGAAUGGUUCUACCUUUGUGAAACACCUUUCACUGGGAUCAGUGCAAAUGUGUGGAGUAGGAAAGUGCCCUUCUCUGCCACGUCUUUCACCUUCACUCAUGGAUGUGCCAUAUAGGCUAAAUGAGAUCACAAAAGAAAAGGAGCAAUAUUGUGUAUCUCUAGCUGCAGGUUUACCUCAUUUUUCUUCUGGUAUUUUCCGCUGCUGGGGAAGGGAUACUUUUAUUGCACUGAGAGGUCUACUGCUGAUUACUGGACGCUAUUUGGAGGCCAGGAAUAUUAUUUUAGCAUUUGCUGGUACCCUGAGACACGGUCUCAUUCCUAAUCUCCUGGGCGAAGGAACUUAUGCCAGAUACAAUUGCCGGGAUGCUGUGUGGUGGUGGCUACAGUGUGUUCAGGAUUAUUGUAAAUUCGUUCCCAAUGGCCUAGACAUUCUCAAGUGUCCAGUUUCCAGAAUGUAUCCUACAGAUGAUUCUGCUCCUUUGUCUGCCGGCACACUGGAUCAGCCAUUGUUUGAAGUAAUACAGGAAGUAAUGCAAAGACAUAUGCAGGGCAUACAGUUCCGAGAAAGGAAUGCUGGGCCACAGAUAGAUCGAAACAUGAAGGAUGAAGGCUUCAAUAUAACCGCAGGUGUUGACGAAGAAACAGGAUUUGUUUAUGGAGGAAAUCGCUUAAAUUGCGGCACAUGGAUGGAUAAAAUGGGAGAAAGUGACAGAGCCAGAAACAGAGGAAUCCCAGCCACUCCAAGAGAUGGGUCUGCUGUGGAAAUUGUGGGCCUGAGUAAAUCUACUGUCCGUUGGUUGCUGGAAUUAUCCAAAAAAAGAAUUUUCCCUUAUCAUGAAGUCACCAUAAGAAGACAUGGAAAGGUUGUGACAAUCUCAUACGAUGAGUGGAACAGAAAAAUACAAGACAACUUCGAAAAGCUAUUUUAUGUGUCAGAAGACCCUUCAGAUUCUAACGAAAAGCAUCCUAAUCUGGUUCACAAACGUGGCAUAUACAAAGAUAGCUAUGGAGCUUCAAGCCCAUGGUGUGACUAUCAGCUCAGGCCUAAUUUCACCAUAGCAAUGGUUGUAGCCCCUGAGCUCUUUACUGCAGAAAAAGCAUGGAAAGCUUUGGAGAUUGCAGAAAAAAAAUUGCUUGGUCCCCUUGGCAUGAAAACUUUGGAUCCAGAUGAUAUGGUUUACUGUGGUAUUUAUGACAACGCCUUAGACAAUGACAACUACAAUCUUGCUAAAGGUUUCAAUUAUCACCAAGGACCUGAGUGGCUAUGGCCCGUUGGCUAUUUUCUUCGUGCAAAAUUAUAUUUUUCCAAAUUGAUGGGUCCAGAGGCUAAUGCAAAGACUGUGUUUUUGGUUAAAAAUGUUCUUUCCCGGCAUUAUGUUCAUCUUGAGAGAUCCCCUUGGAAAGGACUUCCUGAACUGACCAAUGAGAAUGGCCAAUACUGUCCUUUCAGCUGUGAAACUCAAGCCUGGUCAAUUGCUACUAUUCUCGAAACGCUUUAUGACUUAUAGCUGAUUCAUGGAUAUGUAUGAAGUAUGCAAUUACUUGUAUUAUGGAAUGCAAGAUCAAAUAUAAUAUAAAGGGUUUAUAUGCACAGGCUGAAGUUAUUUUAAAAAGCUAAUUUAUAUAAUAAUGAUACCCAAUUAGGUAAGACUUUAAAACAGUGAUUUGUCUUUUUCCUUUCUUUUGUUUUGUUUUGUUUUUAAUGUACAGAGAGGUAGCUUUUGAUUUGAAUCAGGAAGAAAAACUAUCAUUACCAAUGGGAUGUUCUUUUGAAUUCAUGAAGUAUUCCUUAAUUGCCUAGAAAUAAGAGUUUGAAAUCCAGAGUUUGAAACAGAAACGUCAUGUAAUCUUCCACUUGUACAUAAGUGAAAAUGAAGUAUUAGAAUGUAAUAAUGAAAGAAAUGGAAAAGUAUCUUCAAAUUGUGGUAUAUAUUUUCUUCAGUAAUAAUACAUAUUGAUUAUGCUGUGGUUAACUAAUGUUCUCACCUUUUACUAUAUUAUUCCUAGCACCUUCUACACUGCAUUCGAUAAAUAUUAACUGAAUAUUGACUCAUGGAAUUGUCUACCUACACUGUUAUGUUCAGAAAGGAUGUUCAGAACACAGAUGUUCACUGUGUGGUUUUUUUUCACUAGAAUACUAAUAUGUUUUUAAUAUAAUGAAUGCCAUAAUUUGCUUAUGUUAAUGAUGCAUAGGAUAUAUGAAAAAACACAAGCAUUUAAGAAUUUAUUUCCUAAAAAUAGUUUUGUAAAAUUAAUCUUGAGUACGAGUUUCCUACUAUGAGAUGGUUCACAUUCUCAAAAUGCACAUUGUUGGGCAUAUUUAUGAGAACUUUAAAGAAAAACAUGCUAUAUUAAUUUUCUAAAACUUAACAAUUAUUUUUAGUUUGUGUGCAAAAGUGUAUUGAUAGAUCAUAGCAGAUACUAGUUUCCUAUUAACUAAAACCUACAUUGACAAGUUUAGCACUGAGAAAAAUCUUGGUAUAAUAAAAAUGUAGAUAUGAA